GGAUGGUCGGACGGCAGUGUAUCGAUCGGAACGAAUAGAGAAGAAUGCAUUUCUGCAAAGCCUGGACAAUGAAGAGGAAGAGAUGGAGGAGAAACACAGCCAGCAGCAGCGAACCUGUGGGGUCCAAACUGGUACGGAUGAGGUUGGAGAGGGCACAUCAAGAACGACGACAUGCACUGCGGCUGAAAAGGACAGGGAAAGGGCUGAGGUGCUGGAAAUCGGUGUGCAGUAUUGGACAGACUACGCGAAAUGGGAGUUUCAUCAUAAAAGUGUUUUGGAAGUUGGUGGUGUGUGGCAAACAGAACCUUCCUCUUUAGCAGGAUUUGGUGAUGGCAGAGAUCUUGUCAGAUCCGCGGAGAUGUUGGAGGCCAUCAAUGACAGAAUAAGGUUCUUUGUUGAAGAGUGCGACCAUCUGCAGGGGUUCCAGGCUAUUGUGGAUGACUCCGGUGGCUUUGCGGCUGUGGCUGCAGAUGUAUUGAGUGAGAUUGCCGAUGACUAUGGUCGCUCUCCAUGUCUCCUUUUUUCCGUGCGUCCACCUGUUGCAGCUGGUGGAUCUAUAUCUGCUUCCCAGCGGUCCAUUUCAGAGAUCAACAACAGCUUGUCAUAUGGGGUGCUGUCGGGGCUGGCCACUUGUUAUGUACCCAUGGGCCGAAAAGAGUUCAUGCCUCAAGGUUCUGAGUUGGGAAGUGGACAAGGGUACUUCCCUCAUAUCGUUGUCAACGAGGCAAAGCCAUACCACACUAGUGCAUUGUAUGCAGCUGCCAUUGAGGCUUGCACAUUGCCGUGGCGACUUCGACGAGAAGGGUCGGCUCUUGCAGCUGAAGGUCCUUUGGGCUGCACUGACCUCCAUAGCAUCGUUAACAUGCUACAUUUACGAGCACGGAUGAAUAUUGCAGCUGCGGCGAUUGCCUUUCCUACAUCUGCCAUUUCGGGCCCCAAUGCUCAGGCAAGUUUGAUGAAGGCAGAAAAGGAGAGAAUGGAUGAGAAGUGCGUACACAUGACCUCACAGCUAAAAUGGUUAACAGAGGGUAUGAGUGAUGAUAGAAUAUCAUCGUCACUAUCGUCAUCGGCGUCCACAGCCUUAGCUACUGUGAGUGGGAGGCCUUUCUCAGAAAUGAAUGUCCUAAGGGGUGCAAGGGUGUCAGAUCCGGCUACCGGAGGGUACGUGACAGCAAGCGUAGGGGAUGCAAAUGCAGCCUUGUGUGAUAGCUUGUCAAAGGAGCAGCGGCCGAUGAUAAUGCGCCACAUUGUGGUUGCUCAACAGCCACUGGCAUUGCCUCUCCCCUUCCCGCGGCUUUUCAGACCAUACGUCACUGAGCACGGUGACAUUGAAGGUGCUGCAGCCCAUCAAGGUCGAAGUUUUGAACCAUGGAGAUUGAAGGGAGGAGCUGACGUAACGUCUGCACCAAUUCUUGCCAGGCUGUCUGCAACAGCAGCCAUCCUUCCAGCCCUUGAGACAGCACAAGACAAACUUGGCCCAUCGUCUUCACGAACUGGUGUUGCAGACGUCCUCGAGAAGUGGGGUUUCUCACGAGUUGAGGUCGAAGAGAUCCGAGAACGAUUAAGUGACCUGGUUGUUGGUUAUGGAGGGGGAGAGGGAGACGAGGGCGAUUUCAUGGACUUCGAAGAUGACUAGCUAGUCUCGAAGAAGAAAGUGGUGUUGAAAAAAAGAGGAGCAAGAAGCACAGACACGUUGAGACAGCAGCAGACUCAAAGGAAGAACAAAGCAAUUGGAUAACUUGUGAAGUGGACGGAGAAGGUUUGUCUAGACUAUAAAGAGCUGGAAUGAGAUGUGGCAGUCAUGUGCUCCUUGUUGAUAGAAGCCGAUUUAGGACUUGAAGGAUAUAUUGAACGAGAUGUCGGGUGACACUGCUUCCAUUUGACUGAUUGGGAAAAGUAAGUAGGCAAGCUUCUGACCUAAAGAUCGCUACAAUCACAUUGAUCACCAUCAUAGGUCAAGAAGACAUCAGGCUCUCUGACACAGGGCAGGUGAGAGGGGAAAGUGGUCUUGCGACCGCAGAGCCUGAUAGAAGUAGAAGGAGGUCGAUAUUGAGAACUGCCAAGGCGGACACGUCAGUUGAAAAUGAUGAGGAAGGUAGGAUGGAUAGAAAGAUUAUUCCGCUUAUACUACAUCAACAAGAUUUUGAGUCCAUUAUAAUGGGGAGAGAUGAUAAUUUCUUCAUAUCCAAAGCAGAUGAGGGUAAGUUCGAAAAGGAUUCGAAUACUGGUGCUCUACGUAAACGAGUGACUAUAAUGGGUGCAGAUGGGAAAUAGAGAGAUCACAAGAGGGAGCUAUUUGAUUCUGGCAUUUCAUUGGGAGAGAGCAUCGUAAGUGUCAGUCCUGCAUCCAUGAAAGAAGAAACCCAUACCGACUCACCGUUGGGCAUGCGCCUUUCAUUAAUGUCAAUGGAUAAGGCGGAGAGAAAGUUCUCGGGGCAACUGGAGUCGUACACAUUGGUCUUCAAAGAUCCAGAGUUGGAGGAUGAAUUUAUGGCCAGAUUCGUUCUACGAAAUCAGCGAAG
Chara braunii is the source of this 2522-nucleotide messenger RNA. NCBI's taxonomy places the organism in Eukaryota, Viridiplantae, Streptophyta, Charophyceae, Charales, Characeae. The record is from the annotation of a GenBank genome assembly.